Molecule: messenger RNA, 11140 nt
Organism: Rhea pennata
Lineage: Eukaryota; Metazoa; Chordata; Aves; Rheiformes; Rheidae
Gene: MAP4
Product: microtubule associated protein 4
Exons: 24
Coding region: 205-8052 (2615 amino acids)
Biological process (GO): neuron projection development; microtubule cytoskeleton organization
Cellular component (GO): neuron projection
Molecular function (GO): microtubule binding
Source: RefSeq, a predicted model, not a curated record
CGGCCGCCGCGCUCCCUCCCGCCCUCCUCCCGCUGCGCGGCCGGGCCCGCAGGGCAGAGCGACACUCGCCAGGCGGCUGCGUCCCGGCGGCGGCCCCCGCGCCCCUCCGCUCCGCCUCCGAUAAGCCAUUUUGUGCCAGUUUGUGAAGGCUGAAGGAUCUGCUGAAGGGAACACCUGCUUUUGAGGUUGCAGAGUUGCUAAAGCAUGGCUGACUUGGAUCACAACCUCAGCCUGGCGGAUGCUCUGACAGAGCCACCUCCUGAGAUUGAGGAAGAAGUGAAAAGGGACUUCAUUGCCACUCUGGAAGCAGAGAAAUUUGAUGAUGUUGUUGGAGAAACAGUAGAUAAAACAGACUACGUUCCUCUGCUGGAUGAUGAUGAUGAUGUUGAUGGAAAAGCUGGGAGCCAGGAACCAAAGAGCAAACCUCAUCCAGACAGUAUUCAGGUGGAACAUACUUCAGCCUCUGGGCCAACGGUUCUAGAAAAUGGUGACCAUGGCAUAGAAAAUAACCGUACAGUGUUCCAAGGAGAAAUCAUGGAUGAAAGCAUAUCUUAUGAAGACUAUUUUGAUCGCAAUGACACCUGUACAAUGGAUGACAGAGACCUGUGCUUUGAAUCGCAGCCAGUGUUCAAGCCCAUGGAGAUGGCUGACCCCUUCAGCAUGCACAGAGGGGAGAACCUGCCUGAUCUGUCGUUUCCUACUGACAUGCAGCACGUACCGAUGUUCGCGGACCACGUUGCGGUUUCCAGAGACAUCCAUGCACCACAUGCAUCUAUGAUGGUACCUGAUCAACCUUUCCUGGGGUCCCCAUAUUCUCCUGCAGAAGUUCUAGAUCCAUCAGCCUUUAUUGGCCUGGAUUCAGCUGCAGAAUAUCUGCAAGACACAGCAGUGCCUGAAGAACACUGGAUGGGAGCUCAGCAUGCUGCAAAGGGACCUGAUGCCGCUUUCUUUGUUGAGCCACCAGUGCCCUCCACAGUGACUGAAGCAAAAAAACUGCAUGUGCCAGAAGGCCCUGCAGCAGUGGAUCCUGCUUUUGAUCCUACCGCACUGAUGGCAUCCUCAGGAGAGGCUGAAACUACUGGUGCACCACAAGGUGCAGCAUCAGCAGAUGCUCAGUGUGUUCCUGCCUUGGAUGUCGCGUCCAUGACUGCAGAUAAAGCUGAGUCCAUUCUUAAAGGAGAUGCGGAGCCUCCUCAAGCAGUGGAUGCUGGAUUUGCCUCUGCAGCAGAAGCCAUGCCUCUCCAUGCCUUAGAUAGCAGGUUUGCUCCUGCAGUGGAAACAGUGUCUCCUAAUGCUGUUGAUGCUGCCUUUGCCCCAGCAGCAGAUGCUGGGUUUGCCCCAGCAGCAGAUACUAAAUCUUGUCAUGCGGUGGAUUUGGAGUUUGCACAAGCAGCAGCAGAUGCAGUGAUUGCCCCACCAGCAGAUACCAAGUCUCAUCACACUAUGGAUUUGGAGGUUUCCCCAGCAGAAGAUGCAGGUUUUGCCCCAACAGCAGAUGCUGUGUCUCACCAUGCUAUGGAUUUGGCGUUUGCCCCUGAAGCAAAUGCAGAGUUUGCCCCAGCAGCGGAUACUACUUCUCACCACGCUAUGGAUUCGGAGUUUGCCCCAGCAGCAGAUGCAAAGUUCGCCCUUGCAGCAGAAGCCAGCCAUCUUCACGCUAUGGACUCUGGGUUUGCCCCUGUAGCAGAAGACAAGGCUCUUUUUGCCAUGGAUGCUGGGUUUGCCUCUGUGCCUGAGGUGAAGUCUGUCCCUGCAGCUGACACCAAGGUUGCUGCAUUUGAAGAGCUGAUCACAUCCGAGUCUACUGUGGAGCGAGACAAGUCACCCUUCAACAAGCCCCCAGCAGAAGCAACUGCAAACACGGAACAAGAGUUGAAGGUCCCAGAAGCUUGUGCUGAGCUUCCCUUAGAGAAAGCCAAAGACAUUGGGUCAUCUCCCAGCCACCAUACAGAGCAUCUUCCAGAAAAAGUAGAUCAAAUUCUAGAACCAGCAGUAGAAGCAAAAGAAGCCAUGGCACUAGAGAAUAAAGAACUCCUUCCAGAAAAACCUGUUACUACUGCGGAUCUUACAGUUACAGAGAGACCAAAGGAGGAAGCUGAACAUAACCAUGCAGAACCCCAGCAAGAAAAAGCCCUGCAAGAGACUACAGGUCUACCUACUGCACAAUUAAGGCAAGCUAACAAAUCAAGUGAACGCAGGUUUGGCAGAGCAAAACCUGCAGCAGUGCCUAUUGCAGAUGUGCCAGAGGAACGUCUAAUAGGCUUCCCACAACAGAAGAGUCCUGACCCAAAAGUAGACCCCUAUUCUAUAGCAGAGCUUGGAUGGGUUGCUGGAACAUCCCCUCGCACUAGGGUUUCCCAUAAAAAGGCAUCAGAGCAACCGUCCAGUGUGCUAUCAGAGUUUGCGGAGAGCUACAGAGAUGUGCCAAGGGAGAGCUGGGAUUUGGAAGGUUCUUCAGUCAUUGUGAAGAAGAAGAAGAAGAAACCAAAACAAAAGAGAAAUCAGCAGCCAAGAACAGUGGAGUUCUGGGAUGAAAAUACUGCAGUCGCCCAAGCACCUAAAAGUUGUCCUUUUGCUGUUGAACCGCAAAAACCAGAUGUCCGUCCCAUCUUGCCUGCUGAUGCUCGCAAAGAGCAGUCGGUUGCCUCAGGAAACAGAGCUUCAGACAUGCCAAAGGAUGCUAAAAUAACAGCUGGAAAUCUGAUCUUGGAUGAUCAGAAUGCCUUCGCAAUGCCAGCACCCAGAGAGCAGGCCCAAAAAACUGACACACUGAUUGAGUCUGUGUUGGAUGCAAAAAAUGGAGACUUCACAAAAACAGAGGAAAUGAGAGAUGACAGUUUGUUGCAGUCUAAAGGCAAAAUAAAACCGAUUUCCUUGGAGCAGAUGGACAAAGCAGACGAGAUGAAGGUGGGGGAACCUGUUAAAGCAAAGGUGCCGACAAAGCCUGUGGAAAUAAGUCAUCUUGAUAAAAAUGAAAAGAGGGAGUAUAAGGAGUCAGAUUGUUCAGACCUGAAGGCAUCUCUUUCAGAAGAGAUCAAUCUAAGCAAAGUAGAAACUUCUUUAAAGACCAAACCUUCGGAAGUCCCCCUUUCUGAUAAAGGUAAGGAGACCGAGUGCACAUCUCCCAGGCAUGAGACUGUCCCCACUGAGCUUCAGACUUCCAGUGGUUCACUGGAAGAAAAAGCAAAGAGAAGAGAUAGUGAAAAGAGCCAAGAGGCUGAAAAUGAAUCUUUCAAGCAUCCUGAUCUUCUGCAGACUAGAGCCCCAGUAGACAAGCUUCCUCACACGCCAAAAACAGCUGACAAAACUAAAGCAGUUUCCCCCAAUAAGUGGGCAGAGAUCAACUUUGGUACUUCUGAGGGAGUACUGAAGACCACAGCAGAUGCUAAUAAAACGUCUGUUACACCAUUAGUUGUACCAAAACCUGAAGAAGUUAUUCUUUCGAGAAACAGAAAGGCUGACAGUUUUUCAGAGCAGAUGUUACUUGCAGCAGCUCAAUCUGAUACAGCCAAACAUCCCACCUCUGCUGAAGUAGCAGAUUCCCCUGACAAAAACAAAGAGCCUGGAUUUAUUGCAUUAGAGCAUCAGACUGCAAAAGACCUCAAUAUUGUACAGGGGUUGGACAAACCUAAAAAAAAGCGUGGUGAAGGGAAAGUCAGAAAAAUUAAGAAUUUCCCUGAGCAGAUAACACUUUCGGAGGAUGCAAGCAAACUUACUAGUGGUGGGAAGACAGAUGAGACAAUAAAAGAACCGACUUUCCCUGAUAAAGGCAGAGAGACUGGUUUUACUACAAGAGGAUAUCCAUCAGCACACAUUGCACAUAGUUCUACUGCAAAAGCAGCAGACAAGGCCAAAAAAAGAGGUAGUGAUGGAAAAAGUAAAAAAAGUGAGAAAGGUUUUUUCCAGCAGCCUUUUCUUUUUGAGAGUAAGAGGGAUGUAAGUAGUUCUUCUGACAUAAUCAACAAACCUAAAGAAAUCGGCAUUAGUGAUAAAGGCAGAGAGAGAGGCUGUCUUACUGCUGAGUAUUUUCAGGAGAAUGUAUCAGAGGUAGCUAAAGCACAAAGUCCCAUUGAACGGGUGACUGAGGAGCCCAAACAAAGUGUUGGAAAAAGUGAAGUAGCACUUUUGGGCGCUUCAGAGCAGCCGUUACCUCUGAAGAGUGGGACGGAGGAAGCAAAGUGUCUCGCUAUGGCUGACACAGUCAGCAAAACGAUGGAGACAAAUGUGAUGAGUAAAGGCAAAGAGGCUGGAUUUACUUCCCCAGAUAAAUCAGUUAUGACAGAUUCUAACGCAAUGUCGGCAGACAAACCUAGGAAGAGGUGUAGUGAUGGGAAAAGAAAAAAUGAAAAAAAUCAUUUUGGGCAGCCUGCCAUCCUGGAGACUAGGGCAGAAGCAAGUCAUCUUCCAAGCAAAGAGGAGGUGGCUGGAAGCACAGAAAAGGUGACCCCUGAUAAAGAUAAAACGUCUGAUUUUGAAGGAGAUCUUUUGCUGGAGGAUCUGACAGGUAGGAACAAAGAGAUGAUGGAAAAGCCUGAAAUACAAGGUGACACUAGGAAAAGCUGCUCUAAUACGCUAGUUGUGUCAGGUUAUAAAAUAGAGACAGCAAAGCCAGAAGUGGUCAAAACUAUAGAAACUUGGCCCACUGAUAAAGGUAAGGAAAUGAUCAUUAAUCCAUCAGAGCCUGUCCCAGAGAACAGGACAGAUGGAGCUAUGGCACGCAGCCCCGGCAGCAAAACAGUGACAGACGAGCCUAAGAAAAAGGGUGGAGAUGUGAAAUGCAAAAAGCCUGAAAACACUCUUGAGGGCUCUGUCAUGCUGGGUCUAGAUAAAAUCCCUGCAGGAACUGAAGAGAUGGGAAACAUUACAGAAAUUCAGUCUCUGGGUAAAGGCAAAGAGAGUAGUUUUCCUUCCACAGUGAGUGUGCUUGGUGAUUUAGCUGAUACAGCUUCUACUAAGCCUCUAGAGCCAGAAAAAUUAAGCGCAAGUAUUAAAGAAAAAUAUAGGAAGAUGGAGGCUGGUUUGGAGCAGGCAUUUCUCCUGGAUCCUAACACUGCUGGAGCAACGUUUGCUAUUGGCGACACGGGGAGAGCUCCUGGAUCCAAGGCAGAAGGCUCCACUCGCUGUAGCAACGUGGCUGGACUCCCUGUUUUAGAGCAGCCUGCUCUAAACUCCAGCUCCCCAGUGCCAGAUCACAGUUUGGCCCCGGAACCUGAUAGAUCUAAAAAGAGGAGUAGUGAUGGAAGAAGUAAAAAAGCUAAAAAUGCCUCUGAGCCAGCUUUUCUAGGGACAAAAACAAGGAGGAGUGACGCGCAGCCUCCCGUGGCAUCAGAGAUGCACUAUGGAGUAGAAGAAAUGGAUUUUGUAGAUGAAAACAGAAAUAUUAAAAAUUUCCCCCUUGGCCCACGAAUGCCCUGGGAUACUGAGGAGAGCUUCUUUGAGUCCUUUGCUCAAGCAGCAGUAGUUAGCCCUGAAGGACCUGGCAGUGUUUCUUCUGGCUUCCCAAAGCAAGCGGAAAAGAAUGCUGGAGGUAAGGCACUCCCUUCUUCUGGAGCGGUGUUGGAGAACAGCAGCCCAGGGCCUGGGUCUAGUGAUAAAAAGGAGAUGCCUGAACAGAGAUCUUACGAGCACCUGGUCAAUCUGGGCCACAAAGAGCCUGGAAAAGACAUUUCAAUGAAAGAGGAGGAGAAAACCAGGGAUACUAGUGUCUGGGAUGAGAGGAAGACGGAUAACCAACUUUCUUUGGAUCAGACAGUUAAACAUGGUGUUACAUCAAAAAAGGAUGAAGUUCUUUCUACAAUAGCAAAGGUAGAUGAAAAAGAAAUAAAAAUUACAGAUAAAAGGCAAGACCCUGGCUGCACCUCCUCAGACCUUCUGUGGAAAGUGGCAGACACGAAAAGCAGAACAGCUCCUGUAGGUGCCAAAGUGACAGUAAGAACAGAAGAAACUGUCUCUUUUGGUGAGAAGGACACUGGGUGUGGUUCCUCUGGCUUCCCAGACGCGGCUGUGCCGCUGGCUGCAGCACGGGCGUCGAUGGAGAGCAGUGCUGAAGAGGCCAAGCUGCCUGGAGGCAGCGGGGGUGAGCAGAGCUUGCUGAAGGACGCGGUCAGGUUAGACCUGGAUGCUAAAGUAGAUGAAGCAGAGGCUGCUAGUUUAAAUCUGAGAGCUGCCCAAACAGCCAAAGUAAGCCCUAAAGAUAACGGUAAAAGUAGUUCUCAACUCGCGGAAGAGGCUGCUGCUCAAGAUGGGGAAGCUCACGUGAAGGAUGUCCCGGCUUUGAAGGCCAGAGCAGAUAAAUCUGAAGAUGCAGUGAAAGAAAAAGAAGAGGAAUGUGAAGAAAAACCUGUGAAGGAGGCAAAGAAAGAAGAAAGAGUUAAAGCAAAAGAACCGCUGAAAGGCUACAUGAGACCCACAAAGUCGAGAGGUGGUCCGACUCCAGCUGUGCCGGCCAGGCCCGCCGCUCAGGAGCGAGAGAAACCAAAGCAGCCGAGACCCGCUGGUAUGAGCCGGCAGAGGCAAGAGAAAGCAAAACCAGAAGAGACCAAACCGGCUGAAGUGGUGACAGGGAAUGAUAUCACCACACCUCCAAACAAGGAGCUUCCCCCAAGCCCUGAGAAGAAAGCAAAGCCUGCAGCAUCCACACCAUCAGCAAAGCCUGCCGCACCGAAAGCCAGGCCUCUGUCCGCUACCAGCCCCAAGCGGCCAGCCUCUGCUACGCCUGGCCAAAACAAAAAACCCACCAGCCCUACUGCAGGUCCCACUACGGCCGCCACUCCUAAGCGCCCGGCCACCACUACCACACGUCCCGCCACCUUAACUCCAAAGGAGGCUAAACCAAAGGUUACAGAUGCAAAGAGCCCAGAUAAGCGGACCUCACUGUCAAAGCCACCAUCGUCUGUGACACCUCGAACUGCCGUCAAGACCAGCCCGGCUACUCCCAGGACAACUGCGGCAUCUCCGGUCGCUGCAGCAUCUGCUCUGAAAAACACUGCUGCGUCUCCACCGAAGAGGCCAACAUCUAUUAAGACUGAUGCAAAGCCGGCAGAUGCCAAGAAGACAGCUACAAAGUCGCCAUCAGCAGACGUGAGCCGCCCUAAGAGUGCUCCUGGAAACGCCGUGAAAAGUGGCGCCACCACUCCUUCCACUGCCACCUCAAGCACGCCCGCCCUACCUGGCGUGGCCACCAGUCGUCCCAAACCCAAGCCUGCUGCAGCCAAACCCACCACAACCUCGAGUGCAACAGCGGAUGCUAAAAAACCUGCUGCAGCCAAACCCACCACAACCUCAAGCACAACAGCGGAUGCUAAAAAACCAGCUGCUAAGGCCCCAACUAAACCCAGCACCGUUUCCAAGCCACCUCGCCCAACCAGCAGUGUUUCUGCUCCGGAUCUGAAAAACGUACGUUCCAAAAUUGGAUCAACAGAUAAUAUUAAGCAUCAGCCUGGUGGAGGAAAGGGGAAAGUAGAGAAAAAGCCAGACUCAACCGGUGCUGCGCGAAAGCCUGAACCCAAUGCGGUCUCUAAAAUGCCUCCUACUAAAACAGCUGUAACAAAAGAGGGUACCCCAAAGCAGCCCAAUGGGAAAGUCCAGAUAGUCUCCAAAAAAGCGAACUACAGCCAUGUUCAGUCCAAGUGUGGGUCCAAGGACAAUAUUAAGCAUGUCCCUGGAGGUGGGAAUGUGCAGAUACAGAACAAGAAAGUUGACCUUUCCAAAGUGUCCUCCAAGUGUGGCUCUAAAGCAAAUAUCAAGCAUAAACCAGGAGGAGGAGAUGUCAAAAUUGAGAACCAGAAGCUGAACUUCAAGGAGAAGGCCCAGGCAAAAGUGGGUUCUCUGGAUAACGUGGGACACUUGCCAGCAGGAGGAACAGUGAAGGCGGAGGGGAGCGAGGAGCCGGCGCAGCUGCCGCCGGCCCCGCAGAGCGCCGAGGCGCCGGCGGCCCGGGCGGGCGCCGCUCCGUGGGAGAACGGCGUGGGGCCGGCAGCGCCCGUCGCGGCGAGCGGGGCCGACCCGCGGGACACGCAGGCCUUCGAGGCUCGGAUCCAAGAGACAAAUUGAGUCUCCCGAGGCGCCGUUCCGUGCGAGGGCCGAGGCUCGGACGGACCACGGAGCGGACGCCGCCGUCUCCGACCCCCCCUCCUUCCCAAGCAGCGCUUCCCCCCGCGCCGCCCGGCGCCCGGCCCCGGCCGCCGCCGCGCUCCCCCGCGGCGAGCGGGGCCGGCGUCCCGCUCGGGGGCUCCCCUCCCGCUCCCGGCCGGCUCCCGCGGCGUUUCGGGGCUCGCGGCCGGCCCGGGGCCACCUGGGGAGCGGACGGGGGAUAAGCUGUGAUCCCCCCUCUCUCUUUUUUUUUUCUUUAUCUUCUCCUCCUCGCCGCUUGAGUUUCUGCUGACCCUGUUUGACGGUGAUAUAUAUUCUACACGCACGUUAGGGCUCUUUUAACCGUUGGCUUUGACCUUUUCUCCCUUGUGGCGAUGUGGUGAUAACUUACCGUGCUGCAAACCCACGCGAGGAUCCUCCCGCGCCCCCGUCCCUGGUCGUAGGAGAGUAGCCGCGUUAACCGCUGCCGCGCUGCUGGCUUCUCACUGACAUAUCCAGCAAUCGUAACUCUUCUUUUGUCGUCGUUGUUGUUGUUUUGUUUUGUUUUGUUUUUUAAUAUUUUAAAAUGAUGGAGCAAAUUCAUGGGAUUAAGCCAUGUGUGAUGUGAGAGGCGCAGGGAUGUGUUGAAGGAAACCUGGCUGUAGCAGAGCAGAGGAAGCCGGUGGCGCCGGGAGGAGUGCGGGCAGCUCGGCGAGCCCGCGGCGCUUUAUUUAUUUGCCGGGGCCCGGCGGGUGCCUCGGCCGGGGCUCCAGGAAAAAGGCAGGAGGCCGCUGCGCGCGCUGGAGCCGCCGGCUGCCGCACGCCGGCGCUUUUCUCGAAGGCCGAGGUGUCGGGUGUCCGCGCCGGGCGGCGCGGCUCUGGCGCGGGAGGAGGUUUACCUGCCGUCCGGGCUCGGGGCUCCUCGUUUCGCGUUGCGAAGGACACUAAAGAAAUGAAAUGUAAAUAAAAAAGAAAAGAAAAAAAAAAAGAAAAAAGCGUUCUUGGGUCGUCAAACUAAUUUAAAGCAAAAAGCCGAGUAACGAAACACUGGGAUCAAACGGACGUGUGCUAAGGCGGGGCGGCUCGAAGGAGGGGCAGGGGGAAGCCUGCAGCUUCUCCUGCUUGCGGGAAUGUUUCUUUUGGGAAGCCGACAGAGACACGAUAACCCGGAAUCUGUAUUUACACACAAAGAUUCUUAUUGCACUUGUAUUUUUUAUAUUAAAGUUUGCAUGAUUUCUAAUAAAAUGCAUUAAAAUGUACUAGUUUGCAUCCAAGUCGUCUGCUAGUUUCAUAAGUGCUUUUUUUUUUUUUUUUUUUUUCCUCCGAAUACAAAUUUGAAUAAGCAAUGCAGAUUUGCACCUGAAAGGGGCGGUCAUAUAUACCCCCAAAUCCUCCCGCUUCUUCCCUUCCUCCUCCUCUUCCUCCUGCUCCCUGGCCUUCCCUGCCACUCCCGGGAUAUAUCACUGCCCCUUGGCCACCGCUUGCGCUUGUUGCUGAAUUUGAAGCACCAGCUCGAGCUUCUCCGGUUGCUGAUGGGGUUGGUUGGUUUUUUUCUUUUCUUUUUUUUUUUUCCUUCCCCCCACUCAAGCACUUGAAUUGAGGGGAAGUUUGGAUGAGCAGGAACCGGAGAGCAGGUUCCUCCCCAGGGAAGGUCCCAGACUUUGCUUCGGGAAACAGAAAGGGACGGUGCCGCAGUGGCUCUGGUGUCGCUCUCGGGUGACCAAAGAGACAGUGGGAGCCGAGCUGUCGCCUUCUCCCUGCGUUUCUGCCUGGGAGCCGAAACGCCUGGAGAAGGGCAGUUCCCCGCGCACCUCCUGGGGCCGCGGCGGGAGGGAGAGCGGCAACGUUGCACUUCAGCUUCUGCGAGUGCAAAAAAAAAAAAAAAAAAAAAAAAAAAAGAGAUCGAAAGCAAGAAAAGAAAAAGAAAAAAAAAAAAGCAAGCGACCUCCUGCAGGCAGCUUUGCAGAGGGGCCGGAGCGCCACCGGCCCCUGGCUUUGCCCAGCUGCCGCAGUUUGGCUCGGGGCGAAGCAUCCUUGCUUCUGUGCCACGUUCUCUAACACUUGUUGUGCCUGUGUUUAGCUGACGUGAACUAAAUCCAGAUGCACUAGUUUGCUGUGGUUUUUCUAGGACAGUCUCAGUUUUAAUAAGGAUUUUUUUUUCCUUUUUUUUUUUUUUUUUUUUUGAUUGUGUUUUAAGGAAGCAGCUGUAUAUAUAUAUUGCUAGCCUGGGAAGUGAUUGAUGCGUGGCGAAAAUGGCUUUAGUUUCCGAUGCGGAGCAGUAGGAGCGAGCCGGCAAUGGCCGAGACCUCACUUGGCCGGCACGGCCGGGCGCUGCCAGGGCCGCGGGAGCGGCGCGAGGCUGCCGGAGCCCUGCGGCUCCUCGCGGAGCGGUGGCAAAUAUGAGACUUCGGGGCUUUUUUUUUUUUUUUUUUUUUUUUUUUUUUAACUGUACAGCGGAGCACGGCAGCGCAGCGGGGCCACAGGAGCGGGCGGCUCGGCUGGCCCUCGCACCUCGGGGACCCUCCGCGGACUGAAUGUAGUUUCCCCACGCGGGUGCGCGAGCGGGGCCCUCGCGCAGUCGCGGCCUGGUGUGUUUCUUUUUUUUCUCUCUUUUUUUUUCUUUUUUUUUCUUUUUCCCCUGGCAGAUUUUCUAGUUUCCCUGGGCGGGGGCAGCAGCACAGCUUGGGCUGCCACCUCCCCGCCUGCCUCAGCCCCCCUGCCAGCGGAGGGGGCGGCUGCCCCUGCCCGCCGUGGGGCCGGCGCGAGGCGCGUGUGACGCGGUCGCGCCGGGUGACGUCCUGUUAUCGCCGCGCUCGUGUCGGAGGAUUGAGGCGCAGAGGCCCCGGCCCCUCUGGGUGCGGAGCCGGCCCGCGCGGGACCCCCCGGGGCCCCAGAGCGGCACCAUCGCAGUCUGGGUUUUGCCUCUGCCUUUCUGUUUCACCUGCCUCUUCGGGGCUGUAGGACUGUCCCCCUUAGCUCAAAAAAAGAAAAAGAAAAAAAAAAUCCCUGAUGUGAUGUUGUGAUUCUUCCUCCUGUAAAGGGUUGAAAUAAAUAAAGCUUCUAGAUGUUC